AUGCGUUCAAUGAAGAUGUCCAUAAUGGCUGGUUGGAAGUUUUCAUGCGCCAACACAACUUGUACACCUUUCAUGACUGCCGGCGCAGCGAAUGUUCGUCGAUGUCAAAUGGCUUGCUUAGCUCAAGACCUAUGUCAAGCGGCCAGUUUUCAGCAAUCCACUUCUAUGUGUCAACUCUUUGUCAACUCACCGAACCAACAGGGCAACUUGGUUGCAAAUGCGGGCACUAUUACGAUGAUAUCCAAAUCUGAAACACGUACUACUACGAUGAUGUUCCCAUCUGAAACAUGCAUGAAUACGACGGGAUUCACACUUGCAACGUACAUGCCAUAUACUACAACAACAUCAGCAAAUAAUGGUUCAAGUCUCUGGUCAUUCGAUAACAAUACGUUGGAUAGUCGAUCAGAUUACAAUGGAGUAGGUAUUAAUUCUCCAACAUAUAAAACACCUGGAAUCAAUGGACAUGGUUCUGCUUUAUCGGUUGAUGCGUCAAUUGGACAAUAUGUUAGUGUAUCAAAGUAUCGAAAUUUUACUUACACAAGUUUCACUAUUGAAAUGUGGUUUUAUCUUACUGAGUUAACAAGCUCUGCUUAUGGUCUGUUUGGUCAAUAUUAUAACUCAGCUACAGAUCAGUCAUUACAUUGUAAAAUCUACAAUGAUGCUAUGUAUUUUGGUUUUUGGAGUGAUGACCUUCAAGGUUCGACAGCGGUUCAAGCCAACACUUGGUAUCAUGCUGCUUUCGUUUUCAAUUAUUUAACCUUGACAAGAAAAAUAUAUUUAAAUGGAAUACUAGAUACAAGCGGAAGCUCAUCAUAUUAUCAAGGUGUAAGUGGUUCAAUUGUGAUUGGGAAAACUGAAGAAAAUCCUGGUAUCCCUUAUUAUUUCGCGGGUUACAUUGAUGAAGUAUCUGUAGUAAUGCGAGAAAAACAGCCGAAUGAAAUAUUAGACGAUGCUACAUUGGUCACAUGGAAUUCGUUUGAUAAUCUACCAUAUUCUGAUUCAGGUCCAUUGAAUCUCAAUGUGAAAGUCAGUAAUCUAACAUCAGUCAGUGGACGAGUGAAUGAAGCUGUUCGCUUCAGUUCUAACUUAUCGUAUUAUCAGAUGAAUGGGUUUGUUCUUCUUGGUAUCUCAAAUUAUUCAUAUUCGAUAGCGCUGUGGACUCGUCCAUCAUCAACAAGAGGAUCAGUUUUGGUUCAUCUCUCCACAACAACAGAUGGAAAUGGCUGGUGUGUUGAUCUGAUGGGAUUCUCUUCAUCUGGUCAAAUAAUUGUCACUGGAUGGCAUUCUACAUCAAAUGUCCAAAUUGUAGGUCCAAUUUUACCUGCUAAUGUUUGGACACAUGUCGCAACAACUUAUUCAACAACAAAUGCACUUAGAUUAUAUAUUAAUGGCACAUAUUAUAAUUCAUCAAGUGCUUUUAAAUAUGUGGCUUCUGGUACGGUUAACAUAUUAACAUUGGGUAAUCCUCUUCAAGCAGUUCCAUUCAAUGGUACAGGUGGGUGCAAAUCACAAUCGAUUGUUCCAAAUGUUUAUGAUGGAUCUAUUGAUGAAUUUGGUGUUUAUUCAAGAGAACUGAGUUCAUACGAUAUUUGUGCGCUUGCCAAUCCAUAA
Adineta steineri is the source of this 1611-nucleotide messenger RNA. The record is from the annotation of a GenBank genome assembly. Lineage: Eukaryota; Metazoa; Rotifera; Eurotatoria; Adinetida; Adinetidae.